UGGCCACAGUCCACCGCUACAGCUUCCUGAGACUUGAUUAUGGUAGUUAAGAUUUCAUACGCGUCCUAGUAACAUCAAAAUGAAGAUUUUGUGUCUGACUUUGCUUUUUCAUGCAACUCUUCAGCUCCAGUGUGAUAAAGGGCAGAUCACAGCACAUGUUGGAGGUGAAUUCAUGCUCGUCUGUAAAUAUGACACGAACACAUUCCGCUACAAUAAAAAGUACUGGUGCCAAGGGGACGCCAAAAGCAGCUGUGCGAUUGUGGCAGAUUCAGAAGGCGUCACUAAGACUAAAAACACACACAGGUCUCACGUAAUUGACGCACGAAGAAGGGGGCUGUUUGUGAAGGUCACACAUCUCCAGUUUGAGGACGCUGGAGUGUACUGGGUUGGGAUUGACAAAGUAUAUGCUGACAUCAUGACCUCAGUUAACGUGGUUAUCACUGAAGUUCCAGUAUCUAAACCCGCACUUUGGCCCUUGAGCUCUCUGGUGGACGGGCCAACAUGCUGGGGGCAGCCAGUGACGGUGCGCUGUGGUUGUACAAAGGGCACUGCCGUCCGUUACUCCUGGUAUCAAAACACUCACCAGAAGGACGUCCUGCUGCACCACUCAUCAGACUUAUACCUACACUGUGGCCGAGUGGAUAAGGACAGCAAUUACUACUGUCUGGCCAGUAAUGGCAUAAGCAGUCAGGGGAGUGAUAUCCUGUCUGUGCAGGUUCCAGUGCCUGCAGACAGCAGCUGUAUCUAUGUCAUUAGCAUGCAGGGCCAACCCAUGUAUGACUGUGCACACAGAAUGAGCACCACCACAGCCAAAACUCCACCUCCGACAACCUGCCAAGCUACCAGGAAAACCCACCCUGACGCCGGAAACCAGUCUUUACAAAUCAAUCAAACUGAUCCAGAUCUGUUUUUCAGCAGGUUAGAAAAGGCAUGGACAGGGGUGCCAUUUUGGUAUAUGCUGCUGCGCUGGGGUUCUUUUGCUUCCUUACUGAUAUUUCUGUGCAUAGUGAUCAAAUGUACAAAAGCAAGACACAGGCCUGUGAAGAGGAAGAGGCGGGUUCGUUUCAAACAAAGGCCCCAUGCGGCUCAGUGAACUGCGUGUUACAGCGGUGGUUCCUCGGAAGCCAUAUCAGCCGCUGUGGCGUUGGCUCGGUGGCUUCACUGUUGUCACCAAGGUUCUUUGAUAACGUGACUUUUGUGAAGAGUCUGGGUCAUAACGUGCGUCAGCAUGUUUAUCAGAGUGUCUCAUUGAAACAUUUACAGCAUUCGUACUUUAUUUAAAAUGAUAUCUUUCCAGUGGCACGCCCAGCACACAUGAGCCAUCUCAGGCCCUUGUUUGCUCUACCAGGCUUCCCAUUAAUGUAUUUAAAGAAAGAGGCAUGAAUGUCACCCACAUUUGCUGAAAUAAUACAAUAAGACUACUGUAUUUGUCAUUUAACAUAUCGAAAUGAAACUUUUGAUAAAGGAAGCAAAACCAGCUCUAUCACAAUGCCAGCUGGGAACAGUGACUAACGAUGAGAGUGAUGCUCUGUGAACGUUUCCUUUUUUUGUUAGAAACUGAAUUUGCUUUUAUUAGAUCAAACAAAUACAGUUAGCCUGAGUGUUUAUUUUCAUUAUGUUCUUCCAUGUAAACAGGUUAAACAAUGGAACAUUAUGAAACAGGGGGCGUUUUCAGAUCCUGGGCUUUUCACAGCGGAAAGCCAAACCCACAGAUCCCGACCACAAACUGCACGGCACUCAUCUCCACCAUGCUGAAACCAGCUGGGUCCUAACGGGGUCAGAUGCAUUCGUACUGACUUCUGUGUGGGCUACUAGAAGUCAGUGAAGCUGAUGAAGGAGUGUGUGUAAACGAAAGUAGAAAAUGUGAAGAAAGCUUGCAGCUGUUGAUGUAAAUCAGUUACAGGUAUUUGUGCCUGGAGCGUUUGUGAUGAGUGAAUGAGGCAUCAGUUCCUCAGAAUUUAAAGAAAUGCAAAUAUCCCACCCAGAUAUCUGGAAACUAAUCUCUUGGACAAACAAUGAAUGAGCAGUGAAGCAGAAAUACACAGUAUAAACUGCCAUAAUAAAAAUUACAAGUCUCCACCCAAUCAUUUUCAUUGAGAGUGGAUGGAUCCCUGAUUCAGUACUACUCACACUGUACUGUAGAGAUUGUUUGUUACUCUCAAACUAUUUUGGCUUUGUCUGAAUUCUGCAUAAAUAUUUACAUGGCAUUGUUGGAACUAUUAUGUUAAAAUAUGAAUACAAAUGCCAAAGUAAUUAAAACAAAACUUUUUUAAAUUCCGAAAUGUUGCUUUAAAUUCUACAAAUGAUACAGGUGAAAUAAAUGAACUUCCUGUGGAAUCCCUAUACAUUUGGUACAAGGGGUUU
Messenger RNA from Chelmon rostratus (copperband butterflyfish), 2364 nucleotides. RefSeq names its product polymeric immunoglobulin receptor-like. The transcript is spliced from 5 exons. Lineage: Eukaryota; Metazoa; Chordata; Actinopteri; Chaetodontiformes; Chaetodontidae. The record is from RefSeq and is a predicted model, not a curated record. The coding region runs from base 80 to 1093 and encodes 337 amino acids.